Toxotes jaculatrix (banded archerfish) is the source of this 2588-nucleotide messenger RNA. RefSeq names its product solute carrier family 26 member 6 (gene slc26a6l2). Gene Ontology annotation, biological process: transmembrane transport. Gene Ontology annotation, molecular function: secondary active sulfate transmembrane transporter activity; bicarbonate transmembrane transporter activity; chloride transmembrane transporter activity. The record is from RefSeq and is a predicted model, not a curated record. Gene Ontology annotation, cellular component: membrane. The transcript is spliced from 19 exons. The coding region runs from base 1 to 2358 and encodes 785 amino acids. NCBI's taxonomy places the organism in Eukaryota, Metazoa, Chordata, Actinopteri, Toxotidae.
AUGGAGAUGAGGAGCUGUUCAUCCAGAGACUAUUUUGUGCAAAGGGAGGUUCUGGAUGAGUUGCGUCUGGAUGAAGUGGCGCAAAAAGGGACGUGGUCCACUAAACCAACCCUGGGUGAACGGGUGAAAGAGUCCCUGAGGUGCUCGGUGCCCAGGCUGAAGCGCACAGUGGUGAACUGGGUGCCCGUUCUCGGCUGGUUGCCUCAAUAUUCCAUCAGGGAAAAUGCCAUAGGGGACUUGAUCUCUGGUUGCAGUGUGGGCAUCAUGCAUCUGCCGCAGGGCAUGGCAUAUGCUCUUCUGGCUUCCUUACGCCCUGUGUUUGGCCUGUACACAUCCCUCUACCCGGUGCUGGUCUAUUUCAUCUUUGGUACUUCCAGACACAUCUCCAUAGGUACAUUUGCUGUGAUCAGCAUCAUGAUUGGGACUGUGACAGAGAGGCUGGCACCUGACAGUAACUUCAUUGUAAAUGGCACCAAUGGGACAGAAAGCGUGAACGUCGAUGCACAGGAUGCCAUGAGAGUACAGAUAGCGUGUUCCCUCACUGUCUUGGCAGGAAUCUUUCAGAUCGUGUUAGGUGUGGUGAGGUUUGGUUUUGUGGUAACCUACCUGUCUGAGCCGCUGGUUCGUGGCUACACUACUGGAUCAGCAUGUCACGUAUGUGUCUCACAACUCAAGUUCCUGUUUGGAGUCACGCCGUCGCGAUUCACUGGUCCACUCUCCCUCAUCUACACCCUGGUGGAUGUUUGCCGCUUGCUGCCUCAGACUAAGGUGCCGGAGCUGGUGGUCAGCCUGGUGGCGCUUGCUGUUCUCAUUGUGGUCAAAGAAAUCAAUACCUGCUACAGACAGAAGUUGCCUCUGCCCAUCCCUAUAGAACUUAUAGUUAUCAUAGCAGCAACAAUCAUCACCCACUUCUGUGGACUUAGGAGUACAUACAGCAUUGAUGUGGUUGGAGAGAUACCCAGUGGGCUCAAGGCCCCUCGAGCUCCAGAUACCUCUUUGUUCACAAAGGUGAUAGGUGACGCCUUUGCUGUGGCCAUUGUGGGCUAUGCCAUCAACAUUUCCCUUGGCAAAACAUUUGCCCUCAAACAUGGCUACAAGGUGGAUAGCAACCAGGAGUUGGUUGCUCUGGGUCUUAGUAACACAGUUGGCGGAUUCUUUCAGUGUUACUCUGUGACUUCGUCUUUGUCUCGCAGUCUCGUCCAGGAGAGCACAGGGGGCAAGACACAGGUUGCAGGCGUGAUUUCAUCCAUCAUUGUGCUGAUCACGGUUUUGAAAAUAGGUGCUCUCUUUGAAGAUCUCCCCAAGGCUGUCUUAUCUACAAUAGUGUUUGUGAAUUUGAAAGGAAUGUUUAAGCAGUUCAUGGACGUGCCUAUGCUGUGGAAGACCAACAAGGCUGAUCUGCUGGUGUGGCUGGUAACAUUUACAAGCACCAUCCUGCUCAACCUGGACCUGGGUCUGGCUGUCUCCAUUGGCUUUUCCAUGCUCAUAUUCAUCUUCAGAACACAACUACCCCGUUACUCUAUCUUGGGCCGCGUGCCAGGCACUGACUUGUAUCUGGACACAGACUCCUACAAGGAGGCUAAAGAGAUUCCAGGAAUUAAAAUCUUCCAUUCAUCUACAACUAUCUACUACACAAACGCUGAGAUGUACUUGGAGGCGCUACAAGAGAAGAGUGGAAUUGAAAUCGGGAAGCUGCUGACUGCAAAGAAGAAACAAGACGCGAAGUUGAAGCGUAAACAAGAGACAGAGAAAAAGAAAGCGAAAAAGGAGGCAAAGAAACAAAAAAAAGCAGUCAGCCACCUUUCCAAUGGCACAUUGUCUGUGAAAGAGUUAGAGAUGAAUGAGGGGAAUGAUUCUGCAGCACUGAGGGGACAGAGUCAAGGCAACGGUGCAGCCUUAAGCCUGACAGAGUCCUCUACAAAAGGCCUUAGUAAAGGACAAGUUAACUGGGCUUACCAACAUGACACAACCACGCUGGACUCAGAUUCAGACGCGGGUUGCCACGGCUAUGACAGCAUCAACCAGGUGUCGCACCAUGGUGAUGAGGAGAAGGGAAGGGCCUUCGGAUCAGACACACACAGCAUCAUCUUGGACAUUUCAACAACCAGCUUUGUGGACACAGUCACUGUGAAUACACUGAAAAAUAUUUUCAGGGACUUUGGGCAGAUUGAUUUGGACAUCUAUCUAGCUGGCUGCCAAGCCUGUGUUGUGGAGCAGCUGGAAGCUGCAGGUUUCUUCUCAGAGUCCAUCCCAAAGAGCAGGCUGUUUGUCACAGUUCAUGAUGCAGUGCUUCAUAUUCUCAAGAGACUGGGGCAGACAGACUUCAUACUUGAUAUUUCCUGCAACACCCAGCUGUAACCAUUAGGGGUCAGACUGUUCCAACUCUCGCCAUCUUCCUCCUCCUCCUCCUCCUCUUAGGCUGCUGGCUGUUCCAUUGCGGACUACUGGUCGUCAUUGUCUCCUCCCCCUUCAGCGGGGGAGAAUGCACCACCUUGACAUGGCGGCUGGUUGCCAUGGAAAUGCAGGGAGCCGUUGCUGUGGCAACAGGCUUUUUAUGAUAUUGCCUAAUGAGAUAGCCAGCAAUACGU